Arachis ipaensis is the source of this 462-nucleotide messenger RNA. The record is from RefSeq and is a predicted model, not a curated record. Lineage: Eukaryota; Viridiplantae; Streptophyta; Magnoliopsida; Fabales; Fabaceae.
AAAGUCUUUGGAUUCAAAUGAAGGUAAAAGGAUGAGUGAAUUGUGUGGGACUGGUUUAGCUUUGACUUCAAUGUUAAGGUUCGAUGGGAUUUUUGGUGAGCCUUACGGUGAAGGUUAUAUUAGAAAGGGAAUAGAGUUGCUUGGAGUCUCAAAGAGAGAAGAGAUCGAGGCUAGGUGGAGGAAGUUCGAAGAUGCUGAAAAAAAAUUGUAUGCGGAGAUAGCUGAAUUCUAUGCAGAACAAGCUAAGUUAAUAUAUCAAGUUCGGAAAUUUAAUUUGAAUAUGGAAGCAAAGGAAGUGUUGGACUCGCUUAUGGGGAGGAGAGGUGCUCCACCUCGUUGUGAGAUCAGAGGAAGCAGAACUCGGACCCUGCGAGUUGUGUCCCUCAAAAUGUAAAAAAAAAAUUACCCCGAAUUUCACGUUUUAGAUUUCAAAUUCCAUCAGAUGCAAAUCGGACCAUGCGA